GGUUAGAAAACAGUUCGGAGGUCUUCAUACACGUAAUGUUCUUGUUGUGAUUGUGAGUGUUUGUUCGUUAGCUGACCAGUCAACCAGUAAAGAUUAUAACAAUAAUUGCCAUUGAGAUAAUGGUUCGAGACAAUCGUAGAUCAAAUCAAGAUAAUACAUCACUAGCAACAGCAGCGAAGCUUGCAAAACUAGAAGCCAUGCCGAACCUCACAAUGUGGCAAGCGUUAGUAGAAGUAGCUAGUCUGUGCUACGAGGAACUGAUUGCGCAAGAAACUAAGCCAAAGCCUCAAAAACUGGCCAACAAAACGUUAGAUUCAGAUGCCGAUUCAACUUUCGAUCAAAGCACGAUUAUUGAAGCGAACAGCACCACCUAUGAGGAGGAUAAGGAAAACUGUGCGCUAGUAAUUGAUGAAAGUGCAACGAGACCCUCGGUGAUUAUCAGAGAAAUCAAGAAAGAAUCAGCAGUAGCUGGACCCUCAGGUAUCCUUCGAGAAUCCAAACAAAUGCCAGUCGCCGGACCUUCGAAGGUGAAUAAAGAAGCGAAUAAUAGCUUUACUGCUAAAAAUUUGCCUCCGAUGCCGAUGACUUCUUCAGGUACAAGGACAGGAGCCAAGCCGAAAACCUCGAAGAGUGCUCGAACGGCGGCCAAACAGCAGCCAAAACUGAAUCAAACGAUACCCGGGGAUGGAUCGCCAGUCUACAACAGAAACAUGGCUCGAGUGUUCCCCGGCUCCGAAAACCGCACCCCCGAACAGCAGGCAGUCCGUGAGAAGAACACUCUAGCUGCGCGUCAAAGCCGAGCCAAGAUGCGCGAAAUGGACCGGCAACUGCAGGAAGAAUCGAGCGAAGAAGAGAUGGUUAACCGAUUCCUGAAAGACCGCCUGGCCGUUUGUUUCGUGUACGCCAAUCAAAUGCGCAAGAAGCUCAACAUGGGUCAGGUAGACUUUCUGGACAAGUUCGAGGCGUCAAAGCAGGACUACGAAGUUAAGCCGGUUCAGCUGUCGGACAUCAGCUGGCCGCUGAAGGACAUCAAGUACGAACUGCACGAACAGGCCAAGGUGCAACAGCAGGAGAUGAUGCAGUGGCAUUUGCAACGGGUUUUGACUGCGGCCGAGGAUAACAUUACUCCGGGUGGCAGUCCAGCGACUAUGGAUGGGGAAAGCGCUUCGGAGGGUAAUGUGCAGACUUCACCCAGUAGCGUUGAAACGGAAAGCGCACCAGAAGCGGAGGCAGAAGUUGAGAUUGAAAGUGAAGAUUAUUACGAGCAGUGAGAGAAUGAUGUUUUUGUUUAAAGUGUAAAUAUUUUUAAAUUGGUGUAAUUAUUUGUAUUUUAUGUUGCUUACAUGUAAAAAUUUGAUAAUCCAACAUUCUUGUAAUUAAUUAGUCUAUUAUGGCUUGUAAAAUAUAUGUUCUAGAUGACAUUAAAAUGCUCAACAA
Uranotaenia lowii is the source of this 1437-nucleotide messenger RNA. RefSeq lists its product as uncharacterized. Bases 120 to 1271 code for a protein of 383 amino acids. The transcript is spliced from 2 exons. Lineage: Eukaryota; Metazoa; Arthropoda; Insecta; Diptera; Culicidae. Gene Ontology annotation, molecular function: DNA-binding transcription factor activity. Gene Ontology annotation, biological process: regulation of DNA-templated transcription. The record is from RefSeq and is a predicted model, not a curated record.